UCGACGGACCAUCAAACAUGGCGCUCUCCUUGAUAGAACGUGAAGCUUUUGUUACUUUCAAACCUUUUUAGCGUUUGACACUUUUCUUACUUGCUGUUUAGAAUUGUAUGAGUCGUCAUGGGUGUCAUGAGACACGUUGUCUGUGCAAUGUCUGGCGGUGUCGACAGCUCUGUGACCGCGCUUCUGCUCAAACGGCAAGGUUAUCACGUGACGGGCGUAUUCAUGCGGAACUGGGACUCGCUGGACGAGCAGGGCGUGUGCACCGGCGAGCGGGACUGUGAAGACGCGUACAGGGUGUGUCGGAUGUUGGACAUGCCCUUUCACCAGGUGUCCUACGUCAAGGAAUACUGGCACGAAGUCUUCAGUAAUAUGUUGAAGGAACAUCAGAAGGGGAGAACACCCAACCCUGACAUCAUGUGCAACAAGCAUAUCAAAUUCAAACACUUCUUUGAGUACGCCAUGAACACUCUGGGCGCUGAUGCCGUGGCGACUGGGCACUACGCCAGGACAUCCCAAGAGGACGAGGAGGUGUUUCAGCAGAGGCACGUUCCGACGCCUAAAACCCUGUUCCGGGAUCGGUUCGAGAUCAGAAACCCGGCCAGACUGUAUCAAGCAGCUGACCACUUUAAGGACCAGACGUUCUUCCUCAGCCAGAUCCCCCAGAAUGCACUGAGGCAGACUCUCUUCCCGCUGGCGGGACUGACCAAGGACUUUGUUAAGAAGAUGGCCGCCGAAGCCGGCUUCCAACACAUUGUGAACAAGAAGGAGAGCAUGGGGAUCUGUUUCAUUGGACAGAGGAAAUUUGAGGACUUCAUUCUCGAGUAUUUAGAGCCACAGCCUGGAAAUAUGGUUUCCGUUGAAGACGGGAGGAUCAUGGGCCAACACAAAGGCUGCUUCACCUUCACGCUGGGGCAGAGGGCCCGGAUCGAGCACCACAGGGACGCCUGGUUUGUGGUGGACAAGGACGUGACCACCGGAGAGGUGUUUGUGGCGCCCACCACCAACCACCCUGCACUGUACCGCGACACGCUGCGGACCGACCGCUUCCACUGGAUCGCCGAGGAGCCGCCGGCCGAACUGGUGCGCAGCAGCAUGAUGGAGUGCCUGUUCCGCCACCGGCACCAGAGGCCCCUCUCUCCCUGUACUGUGACUCUGAAUGCUGACGGGUCCAUUUGGCUCACCUCGGCUCAACCAAUCAGAGGCUUGACGCCAGGACAGUUCGCAGUGCUGUAUAAGGGCGACGAGUGCCUCGGCAGUGGGAAGAUCAUCCGUCUGGGGCCCACAGAAUACACCCUACAGCAGGGCCGAGACCGGCUGAGAGGGACCUCCUCCGAGUCCAACUGCACCCCGGAGCAAAUGACCUGAAGGACUGACGACCGCCGCCAUUUUGUCUCGAACGCGUAGGCGACUGACCGCACCCUCAAGCCGGGUCAGCUGAAAGACUGACAGCCUGGACAGACUGACAGCCUGGCUUUGGAUAGUCUCUCCUCAGUUAUGUCUGUCGGUGUAUUUGGGUAAACAAACGCAAUCACGGGUUUUACUUUUAUAUGAUGUGAAUUGCGCCUGUCAUUUAUUUUGACAGUUACGACGUUCCUUCACGGAAGCAUGAGGUGAUUUCUUGCAGCAUUUAUGACAUUUUGAAACUUAUUUAAAACGUAUUUCUUACAAAUUCAAGUUGUAAUAUAUCCGUUAUUGACUGUCAGUGUCCUGUUGGUGUCCAAGAUACCAAUUAUGAAAGUCAAAUUGGAAGGAAGUUAUUUACAGUUGUAGCUAUAACAUUAACUGUACAGAAAACUCCUGGUUUUUAUACAAUGCACAAUGAAUGGUUUGACCAAGAGUGACUCUCCCUCCUUCUAGUAAUUUUGAAUUUGUUCAAUUAUUUUUAAGUCCAGGGAAACUAUGCAGACAAUCUAUCUUUGAUAUCAACUGAAACCGUGCCGUGGAACGUGCUGUGGAAAGUCUAAUUUGCACAGUUCUGAUUCAUUAAACCCUGUCUGAUCAUAAUUAAAACUGGCUUUGUUUUUAUUUGUUUGUUUAUUCAGCAUUUUUUAAACUGUAACCCUCAAGUUGGUAUUAUUCAUCAUUUGAUUUCAAUAUCUGUCUAUUUUCAGAACCUGUAGAUGUGUAAUAAAUUCAGCCAUGCCGCGGUUGUAAAAUAUGGAA
Messenger RNA from Conger conger (European conger), 2163 nucleotides. RefSeq names its product mitochondrial tRNA-specific 2-thiouridylase 1-like. Gene Ontology annotation, biological process: tRNA wobble position uridine thiolation. Gene Ontology annotation, cellular component: mitochondrion. The record is from RefSeq and is a predicted model, not a curated record. NCBI's taxonomy places the organism in Eukaryota, Metazoa, Chordata, Actinopteri, Anguilliformes, Congridae. The transcript has 11 exons. Gene Ontology annotation, molecular function: sulfurtransferase activity. Bases 118 to 1365 code for a protein of 415 amino acids.